AUGGCGAUCCUCAAAAACGAUAUCCUCCCAGCAGGUGUAUACAAUACGCUUCCCUACAUCAACGAUGUCACUCAGAUUCCGCAUGACAAUGCAGCCGAUAUAAGUGAUCUUAAACAGCUGCUUGUCAAAUAUAAGCUUCCGGACAAUGUACGCAUCAGGCUUGUUCAUAUACACUUCAAACUCGAAGAAGGAGAAGUGUUCGCCGCACGAGAUGUGAAGAUUCCAAAGCAUGGUACUGUCAACAUUAUGCAGGCAAUUCCCGUGUCUCAGAAUGCUUCACUUUACGGAUAUCACUUCUAUGUCGAUAAAGAGGGCAAUCUUUCAGCCUACGAGUAUAUGGAAGCUCCCGGGCCAGACAUCUCAGAACAACGAGCUUUCCUCGAGGAGUUCUGCCAGCUUGUCCAGGAUCGUGGUCUCCAGCAUAAGUUGGGCUUAUCAAUCAGACAUGCGGAGAAUGACGAAGUUCCACUUCCUUACAACGAGCGCAGCUUUGAGACAAUGACCGAAUUUCUCCGGGAUCUGCCGGUUGUAGACAGCGAAAAAUUCGAGGCUGCCGGCGAUUUGGAAGGGAUUAAACAGAUCACUAAAUCCCACACGCACCACAAGCACUGCGGGCAUACUGAUUCACAGCACAACGACAACAGGGAUGGGUUGUCUGAUGGUGCGAGCGCCUCCGAUCAAGAUGUGUCGGACUAUGGAGGCAAGGAUGGUUUAUUUGUGACUGAUGGACUAUCGCGCGAGAUCAUUUUGGGUGGAAGUAAGCUUGAGAACUCCUCAGAGCUUUUCGAAAUCGUCUCGUGGUUCGCCGACGAGGCAUAG
This is a messenger RNA of Sclerotinia borealis F-4128, 819 nucleotides long. Lineage: Eukaryota; Fungi; Ascomycota; Leotiomycetes; Helotiales; Sclerotiniaceae. The record is from the annotation of a GenBank genome assembly.